AUGCAUAUGAUGCAGACAACAUGUAAAAUUUUUGGAUUUUUAAAUUAUUUUGCUGGACAAUCAUCAGCUUGGCUUCGUGUAUUUAUGUGUUUUGAUCGAUACUUAUCAGCUAGUCGUCUUCGUCGUCCAUGGUGUAGUCGUGAAAAGGAUAAUAUUAAUUUGGGUGUUUAUAAUUGUAUACCAUUCAUAUUGAUGCUAAUAUUCAAUAGUGGUGUUAUCUAUCAUUCGCUUAAACGGCGUCAAGUACGUAUGAUUCAACAAUCACAAAUUCAACAUCGAGCUAUAUCAAUUAGUUUGGUUAUUAUAACAUUUCCCUUUUUAAUAAUGACUAUUCCAGCAACAAUUGUUGCUGCAUUUUCUUCUACUACACCGCCAACAAAUCUUACAAAAAUAUUAGAUUCAAUUCUUUAUACAUAUCAUAUAACAUCAUUUCCACUUUAUUUGAUUACAUUUAAGGAAUUUCUGUGGGAAUUUAUCAAGAUGGUCACUUGCAAGAAUAAUAAUCGAACAAUUGUACCGGCACAAGUUGCUAUUGCUACAGCAAGGACACCCAAUCAAUUAUAA
Adineta steineri is the source of this 564-nucleotide messenger RNA. The record is from the annotation of a GenBank genome assembly. NCBI's taxonomy places the organism in Eukaryota, Metazoa, Rotifera, Eurotatoria, Adinetida, Adinetidae.